Molecule: messenger RNA, 2693 nt
Organism: Salvelinus namaycush (lake trout)
Lineage: Eukaryota; Metazoa; Chordata; Actinopteri; Salmoniformes; Salmonidae
Product: MOB kinase activator 2-like
Exons: 5
Coding region: 546-1253 (235 amino acids)
Biological process (GO): signal transduction; positive regulation of protein phosphorylation
Cellular component (GO): cytoplasm; nucleus
Molecular function (GO): protein kinase activator activity
Source: RefSeq, a predicted model, not a curated record
UUUCGUUCGCAGCAGCAGCUGAAGACCGCUGUAGCUAGCGGUUUGAGCUGCAUAGUAAUUUUCGUGCAAUUUAGCAUUCAUGACAGAGUGUAGCUAGCUAGCUAGACAAGCGGCGUCCCAAGACAAGAUUCGGUUCAUUCAGUCCUGCAGUCGGCAAAUGACAUUAGGUACGCUAGCGGACGGCGACAUAAAAACCGAAGACACGAGAUACCUCGCUGACCGGAAAGUGGACCGAGACUGUUGCCCGUUCUCCUCCGCUCGUCUUCGAGCUCAAAGUCACUCAAUGCUGCGCUCCUCUCGCUCGCUCUCGGCGCAGCACCUCGGCUCCGACUAACUAGAUAGUUGUUCAUGUUCUUGUUGUUAUCUAAGCUCAGGUUCAAAACAAGGACACCAGCGAUACGUUUUUGACAUUUGACUACCGAGAGACACCGAUCCACGGAGAGAGACGGGUCGGGACCAGGCGGCGAAGCGAGGGUUGGCCGGAUAAAGUAGUGGGUCGCCUCCAACCCUUGCUGGUGGAUUUAUUCCUAGAUACAAGCAUCACCAUGGAUUGGUUAAUGGGGAAGUCUAAGACGAAGCCCAAUGGGAAGAAGCCGCCAGCGGAAGAGAAGAAGCAGUAUCUGGAGGCAGAGUUCACUAAAGUACGCGUGGUGGACUUCGACCUGAAAGAGCUGGUGCUGCUGCCCAGGGAGAUAGACCUCAACGAAUGGCUCGCCAGCAACACGACGACCUUCUUCAAUCUAAUAAACCUGCAGUACAGCACCAUCUCAGAGUUCUGUACUGGGGACACCUGUCAAGCCAUGACGGCCUGCAACACAAUAUACUACUGGUAUGACGAGAGGGGGAAGAAGACAAAAUGCACUGCCCCUCAGUACGUCGACUUCGUCAUGAGUCUGGUGCAGAAGCUGGUCACAGAAGAGGAAAACUUCCCUACGAAAUAUGGCAAAGAGUUCCCCAACUCGUUUGACUCUUUGGUAAAGAAGAUUUGCCGGUACCUCUUCCACGUCCUGGCUCACCUCUACUGGGCUCAUUUUAAGGAGACAGUGGCUCUGGACCUGCAGGGUCACUUGAACACUCUGUACGCACAUUUCAUUGUUUUCGUAAGGGAAUUCAACCUGGUCGACCCCAAGGAGACCUGUAUCAUGGACGACCUGUCCGAAAUCCUCUGCGCCCCCGUGCCCCCCACCCCAGCACCCGCCUCCCCUAACUCGGCCCCCUCCCCCUCCCCACACAACCAUGUGACGGAGAGAUGAGCAGGGGUUGCCGUGACAAGCAGCCCCGGGAAGAAGACGGUAGAAGAUUAAGAUAGAGAAGAGAUGGAAACGUUCCUGGUCCCCUUCCUAGACCUCAGGCUCCAGCAGCAGGACUUAGAAACCUUCCACUAACCUGAUAUUUCACUGACACCAACCAGCCGGAAGGAAGGUUUAUUUGAGGGGGGGGGGGGGGGGGGGGGUGUUGUCACGCCAACAGGAAUUGGUGUGAGCGUGUUCCUUCCAGGGGCAAAUCCCUCCCAUCUGCUCUGCAAUUUAAACUAGGAACAAAUAUGUAAUGUUUUUUAUUUUAAUUUUGGUUUUAUUUGACUUUUAUUUUAUUCUGUUGGAAAAGUUUUAUUCAGUUGUAUUUGUUUUUCUCAUUUGAGACAGUGUUUCUGUUUGCCCUUCUCUCCCUCUGUUCUCUGCCUAAAGUACAGUUCAGGAUGGUGACUGCUUUGCUUGAACGUACUAUUGUACAGUGUUAUUGUGUGGAGAAAAGGUGACUCAACAAUGAGUAUUGGCUCUUCGCUCCUGCCUAGUGGUGGGAGGAUUGAAGGGGGAAGGUCUAUAGGGAGCCAGGUUACUACCUAGUGGGACAAUACUAGCCAAUCACUGUUUGAGUUGUUAAUCUGGAGAUGAUUAAAGCGCUUCCUACUCAGGACCAGAGAGAACACAAGUCACUGCUAUUAUUCUCUCCCACCCUCGCUCUCUCUCUGUCCACAAAACUACUCUGUCCUUUCAAUAUUACAGUUGUCAUUCUCAUAUUACUUUAGUCAUGUAUUCACCUGAGGAACCCCUCUUUAACAUCCCUGUCCCAGAGGCCACCCAUAGGGGGCAGUAUAGACAUAGGGUGGCACUGCCACGCAAACAGGGAGAUAAGAAGAUAUCAAAAUUCUAUGUAAGAUAUUUAAUAUGACCAGACAGACGGGUGCCCAUGUCUGGUGACGGGAGGUUGGUGGAGAGUGGAGACCUCUUCCCCAGGGAACUGCUGUUUGCUGCGGUGUGAUGGAGCGUUGGCCACCCUGCCCUCUCUAGCAGCACAGGAGAAGGACAAGGACAUUGGUAAUGUCUGCAGGCCCAGAAAGAGGAGAGGAAAGGAGGAGUGUGGUGUGCUUUACUGUUCUGUAUUGCUGAAGAAGCCCCCCAGCCCAGCCCCUUGUCUUUUGGGGUUUUAUUUUCCCUUCUAAUGUUAUCCUACACAUAUAUAGAAAAGUGCACGGUCUGCUUCAUCUUCACUGUACAGAGAGUGGAAAGAGGAAUCAGACAGCCUCUGUGUCGAGGGUUUAUUCUUCUCUUAUUUUAUUUAUUUUAAUUUUGUUUUAUUUGCAGGGUUCUUCAGUUCUGGCUUUCAUUUUUAUGUAUUUUAAUUAUUAACUAAGUUAAAAGCAAUUUAAUAUUUUAAGCUCUGCUGAUUAUAAUCGAAUAAAAUACAUAAAUGCC